Molecule: messenger RNA, 1851 nt
Organism: Drosophila takahashii
Lineage: Eukaryota; Metazoa; Arthropoda; Insecta; Diptera; Drosophilidae
Gene: Ir10a
Product: Ionotropic receptor 10a
Source: RefSeq, a predicted model, not a curated record
AUGGCGGUGUUGGGUUCGCUUCUCCAGCUUUUCCUGGUUUACAUCCUGGGAUCUGAAUCGGAAUCCCUGAACUUGAACACGGGGAUAGAUGGACUACUCGGGGAGGCCACCAGGGACUUGCCCCAACUGGAAAUUUGGCUGCGGGCGAGUGGAAGGCAUGAUGAUGUGGCGAAUCCGUAUGUCCAGUGGUUUGUGCAUGAAUCAAAAAUGCCCGUGAGCAUUUUCACAUACGAGGAGGAGGAUUUUCUGGCCCCCGAUCCUUUUGGCCGGAAAAAUGUGGCUUUGGUGAUGAGUUUAAGCCAACUAAUAUCGAAUCGCGGAGCAGCGGCACCCGUCCAGAAAGCCGGUGUUUUCUUCUAUAUCCUCGCCGAUCAAAGGGAGGAUUUAACGGACGAAGAGCAACUGCGUUUGGAGGAUAGCUGCCGACAGCUGUGGAUGCUGCACAAAGUCUACAAUCGCUUUUUCCUAACCGCAAAUGAGACAAUUUGGAUCUAUGAUCCCUUCAAACGUCGCGAUUCGGCCUUUGGGCGAUUGGUGCGAUAUUUCGGCUCCGAGCCGCUGGAAAAACUGCUCUUCCGCGACAUGGAGGGCUAUCCGCUGAGGAUUCAGAUGUUCAAAUCAGUGUACACACGGCCCGAGAUCGACAAGGAUACGGGUAUGCUGACCAGCGUCACUGGCGUCGACUUUCUGGUGGCCCAAAUGCUCAGGGAGCGACUGAAUUUCACUAUGCUGCUGCAGCAGCCGGAGAAAAAUUACUUUGGCGAACGCUAUGCUAAUGGCAGCUACAACGGGGCCAUUGGAUCGAUCAUCAACGACGGCCUGGACAUUUGCCUGACGGGGUUCUUCGUGAAGGACUAUCUGGUGCAGCAGUACAUGGACUUCACAGUGGCGGUCUACGACGAUGAGCUGUGCAUCUAUGUUCCAAAGGCUUCGAGGAUUCCCCAAUCGAUCCUGCCCAUUUUCGCGGUGGGCUACGAUAUUUGGCUGGGCUUCAUUUUGAGCGCCUUUGCGUGUGCCCUCAUUUGGCUAACUCUGCGGGUGAUUAACCUGAAGUUAAGGAUUGUUAAAUGGAAUGCUGAUAUAGUGAAUCAGGCUCUGGGCAUUGUGGUGGAUACGUGGGUGGUCUGGGUGCGCCUGAACCUAAGUCACCUGCCUUCGAGCUACGCGGAGCGAAUGUUUAUCGGCACUCUGUGCCUGGUGAGUGUGAUUUUCGGGGCCAUUUUCGAGUCCAGCCUGGCUACCGUCUACAUCCAUCCGCUGUACUACAAGGAUAUAAAUACAAUGCAGGAGCUCGAUGACAGCGGAUUGAAGGUGGUGUACAAAUACUCCUCGAUGGCGGAUGAUCUGUUCUUUAGCGAAACCUCACCGCUGUUCGCGAGUCUCAAUAGUAAGCUCACCUGGAAUCGAGAUUUGCGCGCCGAUGUCAUCGAUGAGGUGGCCAAACAGAGGAACAAAGCCGGGGUUUCGAGAUACACCUCCUUGGUCCUGGAGUCCUCGCGAUUCACGCUGCUUCGCCAGAUUUGGGUGGUGCCCGAGUGCCCCAAAUACUAUACCAUUUCGUAUGUGAUGCCACGCGAUUCUCCGUGGGAGGAUGCCGUGAAUGCGCUGCUCUUGAGAUUCCUCAGUGCCGGCCUCAUUGUCAAGUGGAUAAAGGACGAGAAGUCGCGGGUGGACAUCAGGAUGCGACUGAGCAUCCUCGAGGCGAAUGCCGAAUCCGAACUGGUGCGCGUCCUGACCAUCGGAGAUCUGCAGCUGGCCUUCUAUGUGGUCAUCGGGGGCAAUUUGUUGGCCCUCCUCGGCUUCUUUGUCGAGCACUUUUGGAGGAAAUUACCAAGGAACGGACGUAAAUAA